This is a messenger RNA of Drosophila melanogaster (fruit fly), 836 nucleotides long. RefSeq lists its product as uncharacterized. The record is from RefSeq and is marked reviewed. The coding region runs from base 1 to 771 and encodes 256 amino acids. Lineage: Eukaryota; Metazoa; Arthropoda; Insecta; Diptera; Drosophilidae. The transcript has a single exon.
AUGAAUGAUCAGCCAGUCGAUGGCGUCGUGCGCCUUCGUCUCAAGGUGGCCCAGUGGAUCUACGGCAUUGCGGCGCUGUUCAUUGUCCUGGCCAUUGGGCUGCUCAUCUUGCCGGGCCUGUUCAGACGAUACCUCCUGGUUCCGGAUGUAGUGGCUACCUAUUGCUUCUUUGUCAUCGGAUUGGUCACCCUGUGCGUCUAUGUCAACGUCACUUGGCUGCGCCGGAAGUUCCCCUUCAACUGGAUAGUCAGCUGCUGCAUAGCAGCCUGUCUGGCACUGGGAACGGUGUGUAUCCUUUCAAACCAGCGGACGGGACACGUCCUGCUGCUGAGCAUGGAGAUUCUUGUCAUGAUGGCGCUGCUCCUGCUGGUCGGCUCAUAUCUAUUGCCCGAAUGCCCUGCAAUGGCCUACUUGUUCCUCACUUGGUUCAUAUUCGUUGUGCUCUCCUCCGUCCUAAUGGCCGCCGUUUGUGUACACGUUUCAGAUCAGAUAUUCUCCUAUGAAGUAGCCACCCACUUUGUGCUCUGGCAAGUUAUAUGCCCAUUGAUUGUGUUCCAGGCGCAGGUCAUAUCCGGCUAUUGGGAGAAUUUACCGCCAAUUCUGGAUAGGCCGCUGUGCUCCACGAUGCUCCUGUUCGACUUUCUCGCCUGCUACAUCUUUCUUGACUCCGCCAAUGACGUUGGUUUUGAGUUCUACUACGCUGGCCAGACGGCAAAUCAAAAGUUUUUGUCCAGAUCCGUUAAGAGCCAGUGGGAGAUGUUCAUGGAUUAGGGAUUUCCUAAAUUGGACACCUGUGAAAAAGCCUCCCCUGCAGGGCCAAAUAUAUGAAUAGAACG